Messenger RNA from Phytomonas sp. Hart1, 1359 nucleotides. The record is from the annotation of a GenBank genome assembly. NCBI's taxonomy places the organism in Eukaryota, Euglenozoa, Kinetoplastea, Trypanosomatida, Trypanosomatidae.
AUGAAGCCUGACUUCAAAGGCUCCAUGAUGAACUGUGAUUCUGAUAACAUAUUCACCAAAAAAAAGAAGCGGCUCCUGCGUCAAAAGAUAAUCCCCGACGCAGUGCGGAUGCACAGGGACCGCCUGCUGGUGCAACCGCGCCGGCAUAACAUCCGUGUUAAACGCCUAUCGGGAAUAAUCUGUUCUCAGUUUACAAUUCCCAAGUCCCAUCACCGUACUGGUGUGCCGGAUACCGACUUUGUGCUGUACGUUGCGGCGGGACCAACUGAACCUGGUACUAUCGCGUGGGCAACCAUGUGCCAGUAUGACCGCAGCGGCCGCCCCAUUGUGGGUGUUGCCAAUAUUGGGCCUGGACACAUUUUGAACGUUUUUUAUUCUACACGUAUUCUUGCGCACGAGAUACUGCACGCGUUGGGAUUCUUGCUUGAUACAUUUCAAAAGAGAAACAUGGUUGAUACUGUGUCUGUUCGCAAUAAGCCAGCAAGCGUUGUUAUGUCCUCGCCAAAAGUGGUGGAAGCCGCGAGGGCUCAUUACGGGUGCAGUACCAUGCAGUACGUGGAGUUGGAGGACGUGGGUGGUGCAGUAACUAUGGGUUCACACUGGAAGAUGCGCAACGCAAAGGAUGAGUUAAUGGCUCCUGCUGAAUCUGCAGGUUUCUACACCGCCAUCACCAUUGCAGCGAUGGAGGACACGGGCUUCUACAAAGGCAACUACAGUAACGCUGAAAGCAUGGCAUGGGGUAAGAAUGCCGGUUGCGCGCUGUUUGAUAAGAACUGCGUAAUUGACGGUGUGUCGCAGAUGCCGGAGAUGUUCUGUGAAGGUGAUAUCACAUCAGAAAGUGACCUCAGGUGCUCAUCAGAUCGGAUGGGCAUCGGAAACUGUUUAAUAGACUCUGGACUCAGCUUGCCAAUAAUAUUCCAGUACUUCCCCGAUACGACGAUGGGUGGUCUUGAAAUCGCUAUGGAUUAUUGCCCGACUAUACGACUAUAUCUAGAUACUAAUUGUAUAACUGGGAAUCAAAGAAUACUUCCUGGUUCUGUGUUUUCAGAGUCUGCGCGAUGCUUUUCAGCAUUCGAGAACGCUCACCUCCAGACAAGCGAUGGCAAAAAUAUGCUCUCUAUUUGUGCGGAUGUGCAAUGUGACAAGGACACCUCGAGCUACCGAGUGCGCGUGGAUGGUGCAAAUGAUUUCGUGGACUGCCCACCCGGAAGUACCCUUGUACUCUCGGAGUACAGUACAGUGUUCAACUCUGGUGAAAUCGUCUGUGCACCGUACGAGGAGGUGUGCCCUAAAUCCCUUUACCCCGACGAUGAGCACGACAUAACAGCGACGAAAACAACCGCGCCACAUCUCGUAUGA